ACAAACAUAAGGUGUGAAGAGUUAACGGUGAGAGUUUGCGAGUUACAUACGACAUUCUGUACGUGCGUUAACAUUUUUGGCGUUUCGGUUAGGUUAGAUGCAAUUUGAGACCCAUUUAUAUGUGACUGCCGUGUUUGAAACAGGCUGCACAGCUUAACAACAUGAUUUAUGACCAGUGACCACGCAUGGUAGGUUUUCUGAGUCCACCAUGCCGUAUCUGGGUAGCGAGGACGUCGUGAGGGACCUGAGGAGAGCUCUGUCCAACCCCCACGUCCAGUCUGACCAGCUGCGUUACAGGAACGCCACUCUACAAGUCAUCAGACUUAUGUCACAGGGUGUAGAUGUAUCCAGCCUGUUCAGUGAGAUGGUCAAAGCAUGUGCCACAGUAGACAUUGUCCAGAAGAAACUGGUCUACGUCUUCUUGUGCUCCUAUGCUUCUAUGAAUCCUGAGUUGUCUCUGCUGGUCAUCAACACACUGAGGAAGGACUGCCAGGAUCCAAACCCGAUGGUCCGCAGCCUGGCCUUAAGGAACAUGACCAACUUGAGGUUGCCCAGUUUGGUGGAAUAUGUGGAACAGCCUCUCACAGCAGGACUGAGGGACAGAGCGGCUUGUGUGCGGCGGGUUGCUGUGCUAGGCUGGGCCAAAUUGAACAAUCUCCAACCGAAUUCUGGAAUGGAUGCUAUGGUGGUGAAUGAGCUGUACAGCCUUCUCAGGGACCCAGAUCCUGUAGUGAUGGUGAAUUGCCUUCGAGCUCUCGAGGAGAUCCUUAAGGAGGAAGGAGGGGUUGCUAUCAACAAACCCAUCGCUCAUCACCUCCUCAACAGGCUGAAGGAAUGUGAUGUAUGGGGUCAGGGCGAGGUGCUUAAGAUACUCCAGCGCUACCAACCUCAGUCCGAGGAUGAGCUCUAUGACAUCCUCUCCCUGCUGGACGCCUCCUUGGUCAGCCCACACUUGCCAGUCAUGGCCUCCACGCUGAGCCUCUUCCUGAGCUUGUGCUCAACCUUGCCUGCAGUCAGCCUGGCGGCCUUGGAACGAGUACGGGUUCCCCUGCUGGCCGCCUGUGGGAGUGCUUCCAGAGAGAUCAGGUUCACUGUGCUCUGCCACAUCCAGUUGCUGCUGCGGUCUGUCCCUGGCCUGAUGGGGGCACACUACAAACGUUUCUUCUGUGGCUAUGCUGAGCCUGCCUAUAUCAAGCAGAGGAAGAUGCAGGUGCUGGUAGAGCUGGUAAAUGAUGAUAACGUUGCAAUGUUACUGGAUGAACUGAAAGAAUACUGCACUGAUGUCAACACAGACACUUCGUAUGCUGCAAUAUCAGCUAUUGGUCGUAUUGGGUGGAGCUACAGCGACAGAUCUCUAGUGAUUCUCACUGGACUGCUGCGGCUUAAACAAGAGAGCAUCACGUCAGCUGUGGUGCAGACAAUGCAGGACCUAAUCUGGGUGUGUCCUCAGUGCAGCGAAACUGUGUGUUCUGCUCUGGAGGGGUGUGAGGAGAUAUUGCAGGACAGCCAGGGCAAGCAGGCCUUGCUCUGGUUGCUGGGAACAUAUGGCGAUAGAAUUUGCAGUGCGCCCUACACGCUGGAGGUGUUCAUUGACAGAGUAAGGUGUGAAACCUGUCUGGCAGUCAAAAUGGAGCUACUAACUGCCACCUUGAGGUUGUUUUUGUGCCGUCCCGCUGAGACUCAGGACAUGCUCGGAAGACUGCUGCAUUACAGCAUAGGCGAACAGACAAACAUGUGCGUACGAGAUCAGGCACUUCUUUACUACCGCCUUUUGAAAUGUGGAGUUGACGAGACACGCAAGGUGCUCCAGGGUCGGAGGUCAGACCCCUCCCUUGGUGUUCUUAUUGGACGUCCCGCAGAGCCUAUGAGUCAGUGGGCUCACAUCUUCAACACACUGAAGCCUCUCUGGCAGAGCACCUCAGAGACAGAAUCAGUAAACACCAGAAGCUUUCAACACACAGCAUUUGACCCCAGCCCUGAACUCUCAGACACCCUGAACUCUUGUCAAUUUGAAAGUGUUCAUACAGAGAAUGGCAGUGAGCACACACAAUCGCCUGCAGACGCCCUGUCAACCAGCACUAUCGUCCCUCUCAGCUUGCUUCCGACGUUAACUCCAGGAGAGUUUGAGCGUCUGUGGCUCCAAGACGGGGCUUUCGUGUCAUCUGAGGCCAAUUCAGAAAGAGCACAAAAACUGCAAUUAGGUGCUGAGCAUGCUGAGGAAGAGGAGAAUGGUGUUUGUAUGACCGAACAUGUCCAGUGUCGCUGUGUCACUCAGUCUUCGCCACAAAGCUUUCAGGCUGCAAUGCAGCUGGUGAACAUCCAGACACUGGCCUUUACGCCACCUCACGUAUUCCCCUGGAGGGUCUACUUGUACACGCACACUGAAGCACCUCCCUGCAGCACACUCAUACUGGGAGAGUUACUUUAUACUAGAAAGGGAAAUGAGGAGGAAGGUACACAGGACGGCACCAGAGAUGGUGAGAAUGCAAAUAAAACAGUGGUGGGAGGAGAAACAGAGGGACAGGCAAAUCAUGAAGAUGCAUUAGGAAGGAGGAACAGCAGUGAGUUGGCGACGGACAAUGGACAAAUAGCAGAAGUAAAAGUGACUCUAAAGCAACAACCAAGAGAUGACAAAGCUCUGAGGGGUUUUCUGGCCAUACUCACCACUGUACUGCAUACACUGUCUCCAGAGAGAGAAUGAAUGUGCAGCACAGUGGAUGGGAGGUUGGCACAACACAAAGGUUGAGUGUAAAUUUUUGUGCUUUCUGUGUGGAUUUUGCAUGUUCUUCCUGUGCUUGUGUGGGUUCUCCAGGUACCGUGUCUUCCUCCCUAAACAUUUACUGUAUGAAAUGUUAAUUGAAGACUCUUGUAGCUGUGGGUGGUUGUCGCUCUCUGUGUCUGUCCUGCGAUUGACUUGUGAUCAUGUCAAAGAUGUGCCCCACCGCUAAUCCUCUAGUCAACUGCAAUAGCUUGUUGAUUACAUUUGCCCAGCUUUAACAAUAAAACUUUCAGCCAUCCAUCCCUUUUCUAUAGCGCUUGUCCUCUUGAAGCCCAUCGAGGCUGGCUUGAGCUAAGUGUCGGGUUACACUCCGGACUGGUCAGCUAAUCAUAGGGCCCAACUAUUCACACUUACGUUCACACCUAUGGAGGCUUUAGAGCAGACGUGUCAAACUCAAGGCCCGGGGGCCAGAUGCGGUCCGCCACAUCAUUUUAUGUGGCCCGCGAAAGCAAAUCAUGCUCGUCGAUUUUUGUUAAAAUCUGUACCCAAAUUCCAAAUUGUCAUCAUAAUAAACAAUAAUGUUGAGAGAUUGCAUUUUUCUGUUACCAAACCCUUCUUCUACAGUAACUUAAACAAUCUAUUAUCCUUGUCUUCUGAUUUCAAAACUAGUUAUCCCUCAAUUUGUUGUGUAAUGGUAAUAAUAUGAAUAGGUGAUUAAACAUUUAUAUGGUAUCACUGUUCUAAUUGCCCUCUGAGGUAAAUCAGAACUACAUUGUGGCCCGAGACAAAAAUGAGUUUGACACCCCUGUUUUAGAGUCUUAAGUGGAUCUAACAUGCAUAUUUUUGGAAUGGUGGAUAAAGCCAAAGUAACCACAAAAAAAGCCAUGCAAACUCCACACAGGAAUGCUGGAGCCAAGAUUGAAAUGCAGGACCUAGAGCUGUAUGGCAGACAUUAAACACCAUGCUGUCAAAAUUAAAAUCUUAAAAAACAAAAAAAGCUUCAAAAGCAACACUUGUACAGUAGCCAAUAUGCAGCCAUUAGCCAUUAGGUCAACAGGUCGUGUUAUACUCAUGUCUGACCUACUGGCAGUGCUAAUGAAGUGGUAAAGGAGGCCUGUCCUGGGUAAUGUGUACAAUAAGUGCCUUGAAAAAAGUAUUCAUACCCCUUGAACCUUUUCACAUUUUGCCACCUUACAAACACAAACUUUAGUUUUCAAAA
Phycodurus eques (leafy seadragon) is the source of this 3938-nucleotide messenger RNA. RefSeq names its product adaptor related protein complex 4 subunit beta 1 (gene ap4b1). Gene Ontology annotation, biological process: vesicle-mediated transport; intracellular protein transport. The record is from RefSeq and is a predicted model, not a curated record. Gene Ontology annotation, molecular function: clathrin binding. NCBI's taxonomy places the organism in Eukaryota, Metazoa, Chordata, Actinopteri, Syngnathiformes, Syngnathidae. Bases 209 to 2701 code for a protein of 830 amino acids. Gene Ontology annotation, cellular component: clathrin adaptor complex; membrane coat. The transcript is spliced from 14 exons.